Messenger RNA from Trichoderma citrinoviride, 2762 nucleotides. RefSeq names its product DUF625-domain-containing protein. Bases 198 to 2762 code for a protein of 854 amino acids. The record is from RefSeq and is a predicted model, not a curated record. NCBI's taxonomy places the organism in Eukaryota, Fungi, Ascomycota, Sordariomycetes, Hypocreales, Hypocreaceae. Gene Ontology annotation, cellular component: protein phosphatase 4 complex; nucleoplasm. Gene Ontology annotation, molecular function: protein phosphatase activator activity. Gene Ontology annotation, biological process: protein dephosphorylation; DNA damage response. The transcript has 4 exons.
GGCGUUGCUUCUCCGAAUAGCCUCGCGUGCGCCCUUGUUUGCGGGGCGCAGUUACGCAAGGCACCGUGGCGGCGCUUACCAUCCUCGACCAGCCCGAGACGCCGGAGCUGUCGCUGCAGCAGCAUCUCGACCUCGCGCCCGAUCUGGUCGGCUACGGUAACCAGCUCGUCGUUACGGGGGACGAUCCCCAGUCCUCGAUGAUGGCACAGCCGGUGCCUCAUCAGGACAAGAAGCGCGUCAAGGUCUACGAGCUGCGCAACAAUGACUGGUUCGAUCGCGGAACAGGCUUCUGUACCGCCAAGUUUGCGACGUCCGAAGAUGGCCACAAAGAUCCAAAAGUGAUUGUAGAGUCUGAAGACCAGCCCGAACGACUUCUCCUAGAGACGACGAUCCAGAAGCAGGAUGGGUUUCAAAAGCAGCAAGGCAACGGAUGCAGAGACGCUCAUCGUGUGGCAGGAGCCAGGGAGCGGUGUCGAUAUGGCUCUGAGCUUUCAGGAAGCGGAGGGAUGCGCCAUGAUCUGGUUUAUGACAACCUAUCUGAUGAUCUCGCUAUCGAAGCUGUUGCUCCCGUGAGCCUUCCUGCUGCCGAGCUGGGCAACCUCGCGGAAAUCGAGUCCAGCAUCAGGGUGAUGAGCUCUACCGCCACCGGCCGUGAAGCCAUUACCAAGUUCAUCGUGGCCGACGACUACAUCAGCAAACUUAUUCCGUUGGUAGAAAUCGCCGAAGAUCUAGAGAGCCUCCCCGAUCUGCAUCGCUUGUGCAACAUCAUGAAGAGCAUUCUCCUCCUCAACGACACAUCCAUCAUUGAGCACGCCGUAUCCGACGAAUGCCUCCUGGGAGUGGUUGGCGCUCUGGAAUACGACCCUGACUUCCCCAGCCACAAGGCGAACCAUCGACAUUGGCUCAGCAAUCAAGGGCAUUAUAAAGAGGUCGUUCCCAUCGACGACGAGGCCGUCCGCCGCAAGAUUCACCAGACCUACCGACUGCAGUACCUCAAAGACGUCGUCUUGGCCAGGAUUCUUGAUGAUCCUACCUUUUCCGUGCUGAGCUCUCUCAUAUUCUUCAACCAAGUCGAAAUCGUACAGCACCUACAGUCGAACCCAACCUUCCUCAUGAACCUUUUUGGCAUCUUCUCCGCACACUAUCCUGAUACAAGGAAGCGCAAAGAGGCCGUUUUGUUCAUCCAGCAAUGCUGCGCAAUUGCCAAGACCAUCCAGGCUCCUGCGCGCCAGUCCCUGUACAUCAACUUCCUCAACCACGGCUUGCUCCGCGUCAUUUAUUAUGGCCUGAGACACAUGGACGUAGCUGUGCGCGUUGGAGCAAUGGAUAUCUUGAUAUCCAUCAUCGACCAUGAUCCGAUGCUCAUUCGGCAAACCAUCUUUCGACAGCUUCAUGAGGGCGGCUUGUCACUACUGGACUCUCUUAUUGACCUUCUCCUGGUCGAGGUGGACUUGGGCGUCAAGACUCAGAUUUCAGAUGCCCUCAGAGUCAUUUUGGAUCAGGGGGGAAACCCAGCUGCCGCCGCCAACGAGCCCGCGGCCAACACCAAUGGCGGCAAUGGCAAUAGCAACGGGAACAAGCAGCAAGGCGGCGAGCUUGCCGCUAGAGCUAGGAUGCAGAUGGCUGUUGAUCCUCAGCAUGAACACUUCCUCACUCGCUUCUACGAGUCUUCCGCCUUGAAGCUAUUUAGGCCUCUGAUUGAGCUAGACAGCCGCUCUCACCUCGAUUUCACCGUCCAAGAGGCUGCCAUGUUUGCCUGCUUGGUGGAGGUGCUGGGCUUCUUCAUCCGCCAGCAUCAUCGGUUCAGCAGAUACUUCUUCAUAGUGCACAACCUCGCGGCACGAAUCGUCCAGCUUCUCAAGUGUCGGGACAAGUACUUGCAACUGGUUUCGAUUCGAUGCUUCCGACUGAUCCUUGGCCUCCAGGAGGAGCUGUAUGUCAAGAAUCUGAUUGAAAACGAUGUCUUGGGCCCCAUCCUUGAAGUUCUGGUUGAGACCGUCCCGCGGGACAAUCUCGUCAGCGCUGCUUGCACCGAGCUCUUUGAUUUUGUCAAGAAGGACUACCUCAGAGACAUGGUCAAGCAACUUGUAGAGGACCACCGGGAUAACUUGCUUCUCGUGAGCCACAUACCGCCUUGUCAAGACCUAAUCACGCGAUACGACCAGACGGAAGGCUAUACGACCAACAUGGAGUACUUCCUCGAAGCGGAGGACGACGUGACGAGGAGGCCAACCAACGUCCGCAUGAUGGACCACCUCCCCAUUGACAUGCAGGAAGAAGAGUACUGGGACGCCCCCGACCUUGACGACGAGGCAGAAGAUCAGAGCUCAGGGGACAGGUCAUCUGAGAGCGGCAGCUCGUCUUCCACAAAACCUCUGGUCGACUAUGCUUCAGAUGAAGAGGACGCCGAAGAUGGUUUAGACAAUGACAGCGAUGACCAUCAGUCAAAGGACCAUGGUGACGACACUGCCGAAUUCAGUCCGCGGUCGAGCACGUCAGCCAAUGUGCCGCCACCUGAGCGCCUGUCUGAGAAGCGCCGACGAGAGGAAGAUGAGGAUGAGGAUGACGAGCUGGGGAAGCUGAUGCAGAGCAAACGACGUAACAGCAGCUCUACAGAAUCCAACUCGUCAAUCACACCGGGCCUCCGGAGACGCAAGAGCUUCGCUAACGGCAGUGGUAAUGUGACGCCGAGGAAGAUUGCAAUUAGCCUGUCACCAGCUCUGAGGUCAGGGGGACCCUCACGGUCCGACGACGACUCGUAA